Bombyx mandarina (wild silkworm) is the source of this 2302-nucleotide messenger RNA. RefSeq names its product kinesin associated protein 3 (gene Kap3). Lineage: Eukaryota; Metazoa; Arthropoda; Insecta; Lepidoptera; Bombycidae. Gene Ontology annotation, biological process: microtubule-based movement; cilium organization. The record is from RefSeq and is a predicted model, not a curated record. Gene Ontology annotation, molecular function: kinesin binding. Gene Ontology annotation, cellular component: ciliary transition zone; kinesin II complex; axoneme.
UUCGAAUACAUUGUAACAUUGGAAUAGAUUUCGAGUUUUAUUAUUAUCUUAUUUUUAUUUGAACCGUUUAAAAAGGAAAGAAUAUUUUUUGGAUUACCUAACCUUCAGAAAAUCUCAAAGUGUCGAGAGAAACAAUGAGUCCCGUGGAAAGUGGUCCUGUUGCUGUUUUGCACCAUGUUGAUGAUUAUGUAGAAUUAUUAUAUGAUGAUAUACCUGAAAAAAUUAAAGGAUCAGCACUCAUUCUACAACUUGCUAGAAACCCUGAUAAUCUUUUAGAGUUGGCUAGAAAUGAAGCAUUACUUAGUGCCCUGUCCAGAGUCCUGAGAGAAGAAUGGAAACGAAGCAUUGAACUAAGUACCAAUAUUGUAUACACAUUUUUUUGUUUCUCAACCUACAAUGAAUUUCAUCCAGUUAUUAUACAAUACAAAAUAGGAUCAUUGUGUAUGGAUGUAAUAGAUUAUGAAUUAAAAAGAUAUGAUCAAUGGAAAGAAAAAGUUGAAGGAAAAAAAUCUAUACUAACCCCUGAUAAAAGCGAACUCCCAAAAAGUAGGAUUCCCGAACCAAAGCGGCGACCUAAAUCAGGCACUUGGGCUGUUGCAGAUGUGAAUUUGCAGAAAUCUAGAUCUCUAGUAUCUAGCUAUCAUGAAGAGCUGUGUAGUGCUUCAGAUGAGUGCCUUUCUAAAAGUGAUGAAGAACAGUUGAAAAGAAAGCUUAAAACUUUGUCAAAGCGACAAGAGCAACUUUUAAGAGUUGCAUUUUACAUGUUACUCAAUAUUGCAGAUAAUGUAAAGGUUGAAGAGAAGAUGCAUAAAAAGGAAAUAGUUGGUCUUUUAAUUGGUGCCAUGGAAAGGCAUUCAAAUAUUGAUUUACUUAUACUUAUUGUGUCCUUCCUUCAAAAGCUUUCAAUUUUUGUCGAAAACAAAAAUAGCAUGGCUUCUCGAGCCAUUAUAGAAAAGUUAGCACCCUUAUUGGAUUCAUCAAAUGCUGAUCUUGUAAAUGUAACUUUAAAGUUAUUAUUUAACCUUACUUUUGACACAAAAUUACGCAAUAAAAUGAUUAAACUUGGACUAUUACCAAAGUUCAUCCAAUUUACUAGUGAUGAAAAACAUAUAAAUUUAGCAAUGAAAAUACUCUACCAUUUGAGUAUGGAUGAUCGCGUUAAGUUAAUGUUUACACAGUCAGACUGUGUAAAAUUGUUAACGGACAUGCUGCUGUUGAAUGUCAAUGCAGAAUCGGGAGGCUCUACAGAUGUUUUGUUGGCAUUAUGUGUAAACCUUGCUUGGUGUGAGCGAGCAGCGCACCAAAUGGCUGCUGAAGGCCGACUUCGUGAACUAUUGGCACGUGCUUUCCGGUAUUGCAAUUCUGUACUCAUGAAACUUGUUCGGAACCUUUCCCAUCAUCCACAAAACAAACCACUUUUUUUGGAAUUCGUCGGAGAUAUCGCGGGAGCCGUAACUAGUGGCGAAACUAGUGAGGAGUUUCACAUUGAAUGCAUGGGGACUCUCAGCAACAUACUCAAUCCAGAAAAUAUAGAUAUAUAUGCUGUAGUAGAAAGAUAUAAUCUGAUACCUUGCAUCAUGAAAAUUUUGGAUCCAGAGAGCGGGAGCAGUGAAGAGUUAUUACUGGAGGGCGUGGUGAUGGCGGGCGCAGUGGCGGCUGAGUCGCGGGCGGCGGGCGCGCUGGUGCGUGCGGGCGCGGGGCCGGCGCUCGUGGUCGCGCUGCGCACGCAUCAGGCCGACGACGAACACGUGUUGCAAACUGUCUUCGCCUUCCGACAGCUGCUCUCGCAUCCCAAAGCGGCCGAACACCUCGUCUCGCAGACAGAAGCUCCUGCAUAUCUCAUUGAUCUGAUGCAAGAUAAGAAUGCUGAAAUCAGGAAAAUGUGUGACUCUUGCCUCGAUAUUAUAUCACAAAUGCAGAACGAAUGGGCGGCCCGAAUAAAGGUGGAGAGGUUCCGGUGCCACAAUGGACAGUGGCUCUCCGUGGUGGAGACAUUAGGGGCGGAGGGAGGUGCGGGGGAUGCGGCCGACGAUUUGCCUCCCUACCUUUCCGCCGAGUACCUUACCACGCACCGGCUUGCCACCUCCGACUCACAAACGUCAAUUAACGACGACUCAGAUAGCCUGUCGGGUGAGGUUGAUCUUAAUCGCGUCGAAGCCAGGAACUCUUCAGAGGAGCAUAAAGGCGAACUUUUCACUUCGACGGAUGGCUCGUCGGGGAAGCUUUCGGAUAUCGACGGCCCUACCAGUGAUAUUGUACUAUUCACUUAAUAUAUAAUAGUUUUAAAUAAUCACAUAGAUGC